Messenger RNA from Rhipicephalus sanguineus (brown dog tick), 734 nucleotides. RefSeq lists its product as uncharacterized. The record is from RefSeq and is a predicted model, not a curated record. Lineage: Eukaryota; Metazoa; Arthropoda; Arachnida; Ixodida; Ixodidae. The transcript has 5 exons. Bases 1 to 603 code for a protein of 200 amino acids.
AUGCGGAAGUGGAACUCUUCUUCCUCCCAGAUGAAGCCCCACAAUCGGUCACGAGCAGGGAAUAUAGACGGAUCGAGUGCAGGCACAACUGGCGCACAAGGGUGCCAACUAGCAGCACUGGGUUUCUUCGUAGUGUUGCUGUACGUGAUGAACCUUGCAGGACCGGGAAUGACGCACGUGAUCACCACCGUUUGGCCCGUGCUCGGAAGCCUUAGAGCCAUGGACAGACAAUCCGUGGACCUCCAGCAGAAAUGGCUAGGAUAUUGGAUGCUGUAUGCCUUUGUCAACAGCUUUGAAUGGAUCUUUGCAAGACUUCAGAAGUCGAUAACACGGAUUUAUCUCUUGAAGUUACUGCUGCUGGCGGUGUGCGCCCUUCCGUACCCGAUGUGCCCUGCUCGGCUGGUUUACACCCGCUAUUUGCGCCGCCGGAUAUGGUUGGAUGGUGCCGGCGUUCCACCAGCGAGCUCCCCCGCCAUGACUUCCACUGCGGUGGACCAUUUGUCCACGUCUCGAACCUCGGAUGGCCACGAGUCGCCCUCUAGGAAGAAGCAGCCGCAGCACCCACCUAAGAAGCCCGUGCCCGCCGCCAAGAAGGGAAAGUAAAUGGCUGCCUCUUAGUAGGUGCUCGGCUCAACAUCAAGCUGCGCUCAAUGGCCAUGCACGUGGAAAUUUUGCUAGUUGUUGUCCAACAGCAAAAUACAAAUGCACAUUUGAAAUAAAGACCUCGUUUUCAG